AGGGUGAAGAAGAUUUCUUCUGCACGUCAGCUCAAGCCAGCUCAGGGUUUUGUUUUUUAAUGAUAUCCUGAUACCUCUUACACUUCAGAAUGACAAAGCUAAAGAAUAUUAAAAGGGAAAAGAUUAGUGUUGCGACUGAGAUUGACCGUAUUGAGGAGCAGAGAUUGAAGUGUCAGGGUAGGCUGGAGAGGGCAGAGUUCAGACAUCGACGUGAGCAACUCUCAAAUGAGGACAAAAAGGCCCUUGAGGAUGAAAUGGCGAUGAUGAAUGAGAGGAUACAGAAGUAUGAGAAGGAGCUGUCAGAUUUGCGAGGAGAGAACAGGAAGAAUAUGAUGUUGUCUGUAGCACUGUUGGCCAUCAGUGCGCUUUUCUAUUAUACCUUUGUUUAUUGAGGACACCUGCAGCCACAUCGCUGCCUCGACCCGUCAUCCAUCUUCUGUUUUUAGAAGGCUAAUAGUGAAAUACAUCUUCAUAAGUGCAAACCUUUUGGCUGGAGGAUCUCAUGUUCACAAGUGUGUGUGUGUGUGUGUGUGUGUGUGUAAAUAUAUUAUUUACAUACUGCAUAGAGAUGAAUUUAAGCAUUGAACUCUGGGUUUUGGGUGAAAAAAAAAAGUUCUUCUGUUUUACUAUAAUUCAGAAUUGCACAUUAUUAUAUAUAUACACACACGUACAGUACCAGUCAAAGUUUGGACCCACCUAAUUCUAAUUCAGUGUUUUUUCUUGAUUUUUAUUAAUUAAAAUACACUUCAUGUCUUCAAGUAAUGAUGGAUAUCGUUUCUCUUAGUCGAGCGGUUCUUGACAUAUGUAUUAUUACGGUUGUGGAAAAGGACUAUUUACUGUAUCUUUACUAUUUACUGUUUGAGCUCAAACACAUUAAGAAGGCAAGAAGUUAAUCCACUAGUUAACUUUUGACAAGACAGCUGUUAAUUGAAAAUCAUUCCAGGUGACUCCCUCAUGAAGCUGGAUAAGAUAAUACUAAUAGUGUGCAAAGCAUUAUCAAGAUAAAUGCUGGACACUUUGAAUCUAAAAUAUCAAACAUAUUUUUAACUUUUUUUUUUACCACAUAAUGCCAUAUAUGUUAUUUCAUUGUUUUAAUGUUUUCAGUAUUGUUCUACGAUGUAGGAAAUAGUCAAAAUACAGAAAAACCUAUGCAUUAGAAGGUGUGUCCAAACCUUUGACUGGUAUUCUGUGUGUGUGGAGGAUAUUACACGGUUGCGCGAAGAUAUGAAGUCUGUCUUUGAGUGGUGAAUGUAGAUGUCGCAAGUGAGUGAAGUGAAAAUAUUUUUCAAAACGAGGAGAUAAACUUCAUAUCUUCAUGCCACCAUGGAAUGUUCUUUAUAUUAUAUGGACACAAACACAAAGAAAUUACGCAAGUUAAUCAAAAGAAUUAAAAUUUUGAAUCGGUUUGCCAUUUUGACAAUGCACAUCUAGUCAGCGGGAAAACACUGGGAGUGACGUCAUCAGAGUGAAAUAUCGGGAAAUAUGUCACUCAGAUCUGCGAUAUAUUUUGUCUGAAAAAAUGUGAGUUUUUCAACACGAGAAGAUAAACUUUUAAACAAAAACAAGCAAACAAAAAGUACCCACAUUUAUCGCUACAAUUCGAUUUCCUCACGAGUGUCCGUAGAGAUUUGUCACGAUUUUGGUUCAUGUCCCGGAUGGAGCUAAGAUGAAAAUUAUGAGUAGUGUAUUUCCCAGUAAAACACUUGCCUAUACAAAAAUAUUGGAGCAUGAACCCACAUUUCUAUCUAUCCCCAAUGCUCCAGGAUAGUAUGAAGCUUUCCAUAUUCCAGAAAAGUGUAUUGCUAAAUAAUGUAUCACAAUAUCGAUAUUGCAUCAUAUCACCAAACCUUAGUGCAAAUUUCUUCUGAACAGUUGGUCUUGGAUAUUAUAAACUGCCAGACUUUUAAUUCUCAACAUAUGUAAUGCAACGGAGCUUCAGUUAUUAUUCUAAAUAUGCUGAAAUGUGCUUUAAUAAUAAUAAGAGACAUGUACAACCCCGAUUCCAAAAAAGUUGGGACAAAGUACAAAUUGUCAUAAAAAUGGAAUGCAAUGAUGUGGAAGUUUCAAAAUUCCAUAUUUUAUUCAGAAUAGAACAUAGAUGACAUAUCAAAUGUUUAUACUGAGAAAAUGCAUCAUUUAAAGAGAAAAAUUAGCUGAUUUUAAAUUUCAUGACAACAAAACUCAAAAAAGUUGGGACAAGGCCAUGUUUAUCACUGUGAGACAUCCCCUUUUCUCUUUACAGCAGUCUGUAAACGUCUGGGGACUGAGGAGACAAGUUGCUCAAGUUUAGGGAUAGGAAUGUUAACCCAUUCUCGUCUAAUGUAGGAUUCUAGUUGCUCAACUGUCUUAGGUCUUUUUUGUCAUAUCUUCCGUUUUAUGAUGCGCCAGAUGUUUUCUAUGGGUGAAAGAUCUGGACUGCAGGCUGGCCAGUUCAGUACCCGGACCCUUCUUCUAUGCAGCCAUGAUGCUGUAAUUGUUGCAGUAUGUGGUUUGGCAUUGCCAUGUUGGAAGAUGCAAGGUCUUCCCUGAAAGAGACGUCGUCUGGAUGGGAGCAUAUGUUGCUCUAGAACCUGGAUAUACCUUUCAGCAUUGAUGAUGUCUUUCCAGAUGUGUAAGCUGCCCAUGCCACACGCACUAAUGCAACCCCAUACCAUCAGAGAUGCAGGCUUCUGAACUGAGCACUGAUAACAACUUGGGUCGUCCUUCUCCUCUUUAGUCCAAAUGACACGGCGUCCCUGAUUUCCAUAAAGAACUUCAAAUUUUGAUUCGUCUGACCAUAGAACAGUUUUCCACUUUGCCACAGUCCAUUUUAAAUGAGCCUUGGCCCAGAGAAGACGUCUGCGCUUCUGGAUCAUGUUUAGAUACGGCUUCUUCUUUGAACUGUAGAGUUUUAGCUGGCAAUGACGGAUGGCACGGUGAAUUGUGUUAACAGAUAAUGUUCUCUGGAAAUAUUCCUGAGCCCAUUUUGUGAUUUCCAAUACAGAAGCAUGCCUGUAUGUGAUGCAGUGCCGUCUAAGGGCCCGAAGAUCACGGGCACCCAGUAUGGUUUUCCGUCCUUGACCCUUACGCACAGAGAUUCUUCCAGAUUCUCUGAAUCUUUUGAUGAUAUUAUGCACUGUAGAUGAUAUGUUCAAACUCUUUGCAAUUUUACACUGUCGAACUCCUUUCUGAUAUUGCUCCACUAUUUGUCGGCGCAGAAUUAGGGGGAUUGGUGAUCCUCUUCCCAUCUUUACUUCUGAGAGCCGCUGCCACUCCAAGAUGCUCUUUUUAUACCCAGUCAUGUUAACCUCCUAAGGUCCAAGCUGUUUUUUUUACAUGCAUUUUUUAUUUCUCUUUGCUAUUUGGGCUUAUUAGAACCUGAUUAGAAUAAAAACUAAGCAUCAUCUUUUGAUAAGAUGUACUUUUAGAGAAAAAGUAUGUCCACAUAUGUGGAUUCUUGUUCCGAAUUUCCAUAAAGUGCUGUCCACGCAUGUGACCGCUAAGCCCUAGGAGGUUAAUGACCUAUUGCCAGUUGACCUAAUGAGUUGCAAUUUGGUCCUCCAGCUGUUCCUUUUUUGUACCUUUAACUUUUCCAGCCUCUUAUUGCCCCUGUCCCAACUAUUUUGAGACGUGUUGCUGUCAUGAAAUUUCAAAUGAGCCAAUAUUUGGCAUGAAAUUUCAAAAUGUCUCACUUUCGACAUUUGAUAUAUUGUCUAUGUUCUAUUCUGAAUACAGUAUCAGUUUUUGAGAUUUGUAAAUUAUUGCAUUCCAUUUUUAUUUACAAUUUGUACUUUGUCCCAACUUUUUUGGAAUCGGGGUUGUAGUUGAGAGUGAAAUUUAAAAUAAGUACAUUAUUUAGAUAUUGUGGUACUUUGUGUAAGGUUUUAAGGUGCAUGUUGUACCGGUACAUAGGUGCAUUUUGAGUUAAAAUAUCCUUCAUUAUGAUGUAACACAGCUGUGGAAACCUUUGGAUUUUUUUUUUUUUACAGAAGGUCUCUUUCAUUCAGGAAACAAGAGAUCAUCUGUGAAGAGACAAGGACACUGGAGUGUAGCUUUACUAUAGGAGAACUUUAAAUGGCAUACCAGGCCAUCAGUUUCCUGAUUUUACUGAUAUUUCCUGAAGAAUGACUGCUG
This is a messenger RNA of Neoarius graeffei (lesser salmon catfish), 4113 nucleotides long. RefSeq names its product coiled-coil domain containing 167 (gene ccdc167). The transcript is spliced from 4 exons. NCBI's taxonomy places the organism in Eukaryota, Metazoa, Chordata, Actinopteri, Siluriformes, Ariidae. The coding region runs from base 90 to 392 and encodes 100 amino acids. The record is from RefSeq and is a predicted model, not a curated record.